UAACAACCAACCCAGCAAGACGAAAGCAGUGCACUGCAUUAGAGCUUUUCUCCAGGGACUUGCUAGAACCACCUCAUGGACCCCAUAAAUGUUGAUUAAGUACAGCCAGUUCUCAAUUGUGUCAGCACCAAAUGGGGUAGGCUGGGCUAGGGCAAAGGCCACCCCCAAAUCCCCUGCCUUAAUUAGGGUAGCCCUACUUUUAUUGGUUUCCUAUAUUGGAGUUUAUUUAAAGAAAGCUCUUCAAAGCAAUGCUUGAACACAGAUGGAAUACAUGAUCUCCAAAAGCCUUUCCAGGUGCAACACCACGUGGACACGUACUUCGUCUGCUCUUCAAGAACAUUCUGCACUGGCCACAAUGCUCUGCAGCCUCUGGCCCUACGAGGGCUUGACAACCAACUCAGCAGGCAUCUCAUGCUCCAAUCCAGCAGGGUGACGUGGCGGCGGGGAGCCAGCUGGAGCCUGCAGAAAGGGCCUCAAGUUGCUCACUCACGGAAGCGGACCACCAAGUUACAAUGCCCGCAAUCAGAAAUGAGUGAACAAUCAGAAAAAAACAAUUCCAUUCAAGAAGGACAAGGAGAUCACAGUUUUCCUGAGAAAAGCUGUCAAAUUGGACAGAAACAACUGCAACAAAUAGAGCGGCAGUUAAGAUGCUUGGCAUUUCAAAACCCUGGACCACAGGUAGCAGACUUUAAUCCUGAAACAAGGCAGCAGAAAAAGAAAGCACGGAUGUCAAAGAUGAAUGAGUAUUUUUCUGCAAAAUACAAGGUUCUGAGGAAGUACGACAAGAGUGGCAGGUUGGUCUGCAACCAGGCCGACCUGUGCGACUGCUUGGAUCGGAACUGCCUGGGCUGCUUCUAUCCCUGCCCCAAGUGCAACUCCACCAAGUGCGGGCCCGAGUGCCGCUGCAACCGCCGCUGGGUCUACGACGCCCUGGUCACCGAGUCCGGAGAGGUCGUCAGCUCCCUGCCCUUCAGCGUGCCCGACUAGGACAGAUUGUAUCCCCCGCUGGGGCUUAAGUUCCUUAAUCUGUGACUACAUGUGAUGUGACAAUGAAUGGCCGGUAUCUCUCGCCAGCACCCCGAGUCAACUGCGCCUUUGUGUUAAAAAGCGCCUCUUCCCACUUUGCUAAUAAGAUUUGAGAGAAUGUGGCUGUACCAUAUUCAGAACUCGCAACCAAGAGCUUUUCUUACGUAGAAGGUAGAAUCAUAAAUUUGUAAGAUCUAGUUUUCCUUAGAUUUUAUAUGUCAUGAGUUCUAAAUCAAUUGUCAUCUGCAUUCAAAACACAAGCUCUUGUGACUUUGCACUGUAUAUCUAUAUCCACAGCCACAUUUUCUAAUGUUUGUGUUUUAAUAAUGUUAAAAUUAGAUUUGUCAAUGCUUGGUAAUAUUUUUAUUAUUAAAAAUUUGUAUUUUUCUUUCUUUUUUAAAAAAUUAAAUCAUAGCUGUGUACAUUAAUGCAAUCAUCGGGUACAAUGUGCUGGUUUUGUAUUUUACUUAUAAAAUGGAGCAAUUAGGAUUUGAAUAUCCGAAAAGCCAGAGGUUUACAUUUUCUUUUCAUUUCAAGAUCAGUAUUUCAGGAUUUUUUUUUUCAAAGGGAGGAAACUUAAAUUAUUACACAAAAAUGGUUUGUUGUGUGUUUGCUAGUUUAGUGUAUGAUAAGCAGUUGAGCCAAUGUAGUCUUUGCGUUUCCGAUAUGUUGUAGGAGGCGGAUGGAAAGGGAAUUCAGCCUUCUUUGACUUCACUUUGAUGAUGGGUCUUGGUAAUACUGGGUCAGUGGUUCUCAUUCAUUAGUGUGCAGAGAAUCACCUGAAGAACUUGUUAAAACCUAAGAUUCAGCCCCACCCCCAGAGUUUCUGACUCAGUAUGUCAGAAUAGAGCUUAAAAAUUUGCAUUGAUAACACUUUUCCACGUAAUGUUGAUGCCACUAGUGUAAGGACUACACUUUUUUUCUUUAAAUUUGAGACAGUCCCACUCUGUCGCCCUAGGUAGAGUGCCAUGGUGUCCCAGCUCACAUCGACCUCAAACUCUUGGACGCGAGUGAUCCUCUUGCCUCGGCCUCCUGGGUGGCUGGGGCUACAGGCAUCUGCCACAAUUCCAGGCUAGUUUUACUUUUUUUUUUUUUUUAAGUAGAGAUGGGGUCUGGCUCUUGCUCAGGCUGGUGUCAAACUCCUGAACUCAAGCAAUCCACCUGCCUCAGCCUCUUAGAGUGUUAGGAUUACAGGUAUGGGGACUGCACUUUGAGAACUACUUUUGUAAGUUAUAUUAGAUACAUAAUAUAAGGAAGUAUUUAAAUAGAAUAAUUUUGUACAUUUUAGAAAAAGAAGAGCACAUAAGCAGACUUUUCUCGAUUUAUGUUUCCUUCAUAAUUGGUUUCAAAAAUGCUUGUUUCUGUAUAUACUACAUGUGCCAGGGAAGGUUUCUGACUGUUUUGGAUUUGUUAGCUGACAGUAUGUUUUAGGACUAGCAGGGGUCCUCAAACUUUUUAAACAGGGGGCCAGUUCACUGUUCCUCAGACCGUUGGAGGGCCGGACUAUAGUUUAAAAAAAAGACUAUGAACAAAUUCCUAUGCACACUGCACAUAUCUUAUUUUGAAGUUAAAAAAAAAAACAAAACGGGAACAAAUACAAUCAUAACACCUCAUGUGGCCCACGGGCUGUAGUUUGAGGACCCCUGGUAUGUAACCAAAGUCCUAAAAAUCAUGCUGUGAGUUUGCUACUCCUGUCUGUGUAGGAAAAGGGCUUGUAUCCUUUUGCGUCCCUUUCCAUAGAAUUGCCUGGAUUUUCCUGAUUCAUCUCACUUAUACUGAACAUUUACAAUGAGCCAAACAUUGUGCUAAGUGUUUCCAAUUUGUUGCCUUAACCAUCACAGCCCAGUGAAGAUGUGAAAUCAAACCAAGGCACAACCCUUUGAAAUCCUCACCAGACUUGCAACCAGGAAGGCGUGCAUGGGGGGGGGGCCUUCGUCAGUUUAUAUUUUGAGAAUAAUUAUUAUUUUGUAAUUGGUGGAGUAAAUGCAUUGUUUUAUUACUUAUUUACUUUAGAAUUACAUAAUUUUUAAAAUGAAAUCAUAGCUGUGUACAUUAAUGCAAUUAUGGCGUACAAUGUGCUGAUUUUAUAUACAAUUUGAAAUAUUUUCAUCAAACUGGUUAACACGGCCUUCCUGGCAUUUUCUUAGUUAUUGUGUUAAGACAUUCCUAUUCUACUUUUAGUAAAUUACACAUGUACCCUUGUAAGAUGCACUGCAGGUGUAAUCCCACCAAUCACCCUCCCUCCUCCCAUCCUCCCCCUCCCCUUGCCUCCCUCUCCCUUUUUCCCUUCUUCUUGGGCUAUAAUUAGAUUAUAGCUUUCAUAAGAAAGCUAUAAAUUGGUUUCAUAGUAGGGCUGAGUACAUUGGAUAUUUUUUUCUUCCAUUCUUGAGAUACUUUGCUAAGAAGAAUAUGUUCCAGCUCCAUCCAUGUAAACAUGAAAGAGGUAAAGUCUCCAUCUUUCUUUAAGGCUGCAUAAUAUUCCAUGGUGUACAUAUUAAUUAAUAUUCCAUGGUGUACAUAUUAAUUAAUCCACAGUUUAUUAAUCCAUUCAUGGGUCCAUUGGUACUUGGGCUUCUUCCAUGACUUAGCAAUUAUGAAUUGGGCUGCA
Molecule: messenger RNA, 3634 nt
Organism: Nycticebus coucang (slow loris)
Lineage: Eukaryota; Metazoa; Chordata; Mammalia; Primates; Lorisidae
Gene: ARL14EPL
Product: ADP ribosylation factor like GTPase 14 effector protein like
Exons: 6
Coding region: 412-987 (191 amino acids)
Source: RefSeq, a predicted model, not a curated record